This is a messenger RNA of Chilo suppressalis (striped riceborer), 3363 nucleotides long. NCBI's taxonomy places the organism in Eukaryota, Metazoa, Arthropoda, Insecta, Lepidoptera, Crambidae. The record is from the annotation of a GenBank genome assembly.
GGCAAAUCGACCUCAAGCCACACGCGCGCCCAUCGCUCGCUACGCGAAGCAACGCCGGCCCCUCGCGGCCUCCUGGCCCUCCUCGGCGCUUCUAACACCCUAGUACUACUCCACUCCACCAGCGGGGGCAAAGCACCACGGACGCCGGCGUUCGCACACAGGGCUCGCCUACAAAAGAGAUGGAAAUCGUGCCCGAGGGGACAAACUUUCGAUUGGUAACCGAAGAAGAGCUCCCAGCUGUGGCCGAUAUUUUAGUGCAGUAUAUGCCUGAAUCUCUAAAGUUUCAUCAGACGAUUCAAACAUAUCUAAACAACAAGGUGUGGGACUUCCAUUUUUAUGUAGCGAAGAAUUGGCCCGAAGACCCGAUUUGUGUACACUUCCCCGGAUGUACUAGUACACCCAACUGCCUUCCACACGAGAGCGUGACGGUGUUCUGUCCCUCGGAGCGUGCCGAACUGGUAGACCUGGUGACCUCGGAGGACGUACUCAUCGACCUCACCCAACCCCUGUACCUGAACUUCACGCACGAGGCUAUUGUGAACCGGUUCGAGAGGCACUAUGAAGCGCACGACAAAAUCACCGGAGAUGUCUAUGUCUGUGAUAACCCCCCGAAGGAGGCCUCCACUGAUGGAUUGCCACCGGACGUGGAGCUAGUUCGGCUGCAACCGGAGCACAUGAAGGCCGUGUACGAUCUGUACCCGGCGAGUGAUAUCGAGUGCCGCGAGGUGUUCGAGAAGCUCGUGGCUGAGCUGCCGGCCUACGGCAUCUUUGUGGAGGGCGAGCUCGCUGCCUGGAUGGUGCAGUCCUACUACGGCGCCAUGUUCUCCAUGCAAACGCGCCCUGAGUUCCGCAGGAAAGGAUACGGCAUCUUCUUGGCCCGGCGGCUCACCAAGGAGGUCGCCGCCCGCGGCUACAAGCCCUUCGUCGUCAUUCGUCCGGAGAACGACGCGUCUCGCUCUCUCUACACCAAACUCGGCUUCGAGAGGCGUUUCAGAACCGUACGCGCCGUUCUGCGCCCCCGCUAAAGCGUUGAAAGUUGAUCACUAGCAGAUUUUAUUUUUUUAAUGACUUUUGAAAUCAAUCUAGCUUGCGAUCUUUGAUCGCUUAGAAAAUUUUAGUAGUAGCUUUAAGAUUAGCGGCUGCCGCUGUCGGUCUGUAUGACAACCGUAAUUUGACUCGUAAAAGUUAAGUAUGCCAAUAGCGUUUCUUAAAAAUUUACUGAUCUUAGUCGUGACAACGAAAAUAUAAACCAUUGAUAUUGACCAUAUUUGUUGUUUCCAAAAUAUUGCUAUGCGUUUCUCUCUGCUUAAAACAGACAUGAAAGCGGCCGCCGCGAGCUGCGUUCUCUGGCGCAAGCCUAGUCACUGAUCUCAACGACUCUAACGUGCCAAGAUCUGAUCCGAACCAGUUCCUCUGGACUCUAUGGAUUUUUUUAAAAUUAUGUUUACGAAUUUAUUUGAAACAAACAUCAGCACUACGUGCCUAUCUUAUUUUAAAUAUUAUCAAAUGUCUUUGUUGUUACUUUGUUCCAUCGAUGAAUCGGAUUGUGAUAUGAGAUGUAAGCAAUUAGACAAAAAAACAAUUGAAUGUCAAAUGGUUUCGUCACGCUCUUGGCAUCGUUAGCCUCUCAUUUUAGGCGAACGCUUCAUUACCACUCGUUGAUCGUUCGGAAACUAUUCUGUCUCAUGGUUUAUGAAAUUUUGGGACCCGUUAUGACCUGUGUGAUAAAACGUUUAGUGAUAUGCAUGUUGAAAGUUUGCAUGCGAGAGCCGCAUGAGAAAGAAAGGUUGCCGCAACGCACUCCCCAGAUUGCACAAUUCGAUUAAUAAAAGCACUAUAACGUUAUCCUAACUAAUGCAAUAAGAUUAAUUUAAUAACAUUUUCGGAUAAUUAAAAUUACAUUUAAUUUUACAUCAGUCCAUAGUAAAAAUAGAUGUGACCCAUAAAUGAUUUUCGAAAGUGGAAAAGUGACCGAGAAAUUGUGCUCUUGACGAUUAGAGAGAGAAAAGUUAAGGACUGAAAACUGACUUUAGAAAUCGCAACUACCCCAUCGUCGUAAGCAAAAAGAAUACCGUAUUAUUAUCAGAUUAAUAUCGUGAAAAUAUAUUUUAUACAAUUAUAGCUACAGCCAGUUUUCAGCCCGAGCUUUUCAGAAUAGACUGGAUUUUUAUAAAUCGAUUAGUAGUUCGUUGGAUAUUAUGAUGAUAAAAAUCACAUGAAAUUUCAUAUGAAAUGUAGAUAGGUAGGUAUUUUAAUACGGGAGUAUAUUUUACAAACUAUUACAAUUACUAUCUACUUGAGAUUUGCUAUGCGUAUACCAUAAUGCUUAGAUAUUAAUUUAACUAAGUUUUAUUAAAGAGAACGGUAUUAUUAUUGGGUGAUAUAUUUAUUGCUUAAAAUUAGACACUAUUUGUACCUUGAUUUUUAACUUUAUGAAACUACUUAAAGACUGGCGUGUAUGCGAAGAAUUAAAGAUAGAGGCAUGGUGGGACAAUAGGAAAAUAAAGCAGUAUCAAGUCGGAAAUCAUUACUCCUUGAUUAUAUUUAUCAUAACGUCCUCUUAAACUUCAUUGGUGUAUAUUAAUAACUUCAAAAUUAUUGUUUUUUGUUGAUUUCAUCGUUACUCUUUUUUUUGUUUAGGGACCUGUUUAUAAAGAUUCAUAAGUGAAUAUCAAAGCUUUCUUUAAUUGUCUAACUUGUUUUCAUUAUAAUUUGGUAACGGACUAGGUAAAAUUGGCAGAAGCAAUGUCAAAUUUUGCUCAAUACAGGGAGCUUCCAUCUAUUCGUUUUACUGAUACUUGUUGUGUUGAAAAGAAAUUACGGCCAAAUUAUUAACUAUCGGCAAAAAUAUCGUUAUAAAUUGUGCUUGUCUCUAGUCUCGUGGGAUAUGACAGCUAUCCCCUAGGAUAACGAUUACUUCUAAACAUAGUCUACGUUUUUUCUUUAUCAUAAUUAUAUUCUCAAUAGGCAGAUGAAUUCUAUGACAUAAUACUUUAUGUCUUGUUAUCAAAUUUGUAACUAAUUAUCGUUCAUCUGCUCAAUUGAAAUCAUCAUUUCAACAUCAUGCUAUAAGCUUUCCUACUUCCUAAGUGGGUGAAUACCUACGAAUUAAAUAAGUAGUUCGUGAUUUCUUAAAUUAUUAUUAAACUUAAGAUGCAUUUUUCCCGAACACCUUAACAAUGAUAUUAAUUAAUAAAGGACACAAGUUCCGUCCUAUUGGUUGCAGUGAAAUAUAGAAGCAGUAUAUUUUGAACGUCUGCGACAAUAUAAAGAAUGUAGUGUCCGUUCUGUAUUGUUUAACAGUUAAACACUUACCUAUAUAUACCUUGCAAAGGUAUUCAAAACAAAUAAAAUGAAACAAUC